CAAUGGUCGACCAAAAAGGAGUUGUUUUCUCUUGUAUAAAAUUGUGAACAGAUCUCUAAGGAAAAAACAACUCUCAUCUAUAUAAUUUUUUUUCCCUUUCAUAAUGGUUUCUGCAGAAAUUAAACCUAAUAGUUCAUCAAAUAUCAAAUUAAUUGAUGGAAGAAAAUUGGCUUACAAAGAAAGAGGUGUUCCAAAGGAAAAAUCCAAUUACAGAAUCAUUUUUAUUCAUGGAUUUGACAGCUCCAAAGAAAGGGAUUUUCUUGCACCCCAGGAACUUAUGAACGCACUGGGAAUAUAUAUCGUUCAAUUCGAUCGAGCUGGAUACGGAGGAAGUGAUCCGAAUCCAAAACGAUCACUAAGGAGUGAAGCAUCAGAUAUUGAGGAAUUAGCAAAUCACUUGGAAUUGGGAUCCAAAUUCUACAUAAUUGGUUUCUCCAUGGGAUCUUACCCAACCUGGAGUUGCAUCAAACACCUAUCACAUAGGUUAGCAGGGGUGGCAUUUGUGGUUCCCAUAGUCAAUUACCAAUGGCCUUCUCUACCGGAAUCUGUAUUAAAGGAAGACGAACGGAAGAGGUGGUACAAAAGGAUGACUUGGGUUGCAAGAUAUGCUCCUAAGUUAUUGCAUUGGUGGAUGAUCCGAAAAACGUCUCAGUCCUCCUCUACCGAUAGUUCAAAACCUACAUACUUUACUGACAAGGACUUGGAGCUUUUGAAGAAUGCACCUGGAUUUCAAUUUCUUACCGCGGACAAGCUAAAAAGCAGAAGUGUUUUCAACAACCUCCGCAGUGACUUCCUUGUGGCGUUUAGUAAAUGGGAUUUUGAUCCUUUGGAGCUUAGCAAUCCUUUUCCUGAAAACGUUAAGCGUCCUGUUCACCUCUGGCACGGGUGUGAAGACAGAUUUAUUAAUUUGAAACUACAAAGACAUGUCUCAGAAAGGUUACCUUGGAUUCAAUAUCAUGAAGUUUCCGAGGGUGGACAUUUGUUGAUCUAUGAUACCGUUGUCUGUGAAGCCAUCUUAAAGUCUCUUUUGCUUGGAGAGGACACACCACUCUAUACACGUAAAUUUUCUUCCUGAUUGUCACACCCCUUUUUCGUAAAGACUUAACCAUUUCUGUCACUUCGAUAUUUCAAUCAAAUCCUGUUUCACAUUUUCCAUAUAUCCAAAAGAAUUUGAUGAAAAAGGGGGUCAAAAGUUCUCCAUCUCUUGUACACCACCAGCAUUAGGACUCAACAACUGAAAGUUUAACCUUGUGGCUAGCAAUUCUUAGUGUGUUCUGUAGAAGAUGCAGACUUGAUCAAUGUCAAAGUACUGGGACAACUAAAAGAAAACAAAGGUUUACAAGACAUGGUGAAAGAGAAGUAUGAAUUGAUAGAUUUAUAUAUAGUGUGCUCUCUGAGCAUGUUUUUUGAUGUAGUGAAGGAAAAAGAAGUAUAUAAAGCACACCAAAUGAUUAUUGAUUA
This is a messenger RNA of Solanum dulcamara, 1461 nucleotides long. RefSeq lists its product as uncharacterized. The record is from RefSeq and is a predicted model, not a curated record. The coding region runs from base 104 to 1075 and encodes 323 amino acids. The transcript is spliced from 4 exons. NCBI's taxonomy places the organism in Eukaryota, Viridiplantae, Streptophyta, Magnoliopsida, Solanales, Solanaceae.